Molecule: messenger RNA, 3001 nt
Organism: Octopus bimaculoides (California two-spot octopus)
Lineage: Eukaryota; Metazoa; Mollusca; Cephalopoda; Octopoda; Octopodidae
Biological process (GO): regulation of transcription by RNA polymerase II
Cellular component (GO): nucleus
Molecular function (GO): RNA polymerase II cis-regulatory region sequence-specific DNA binding; DNA-binding transcription factor activity, RNA polymerase II-specific
Source: RefSeq, a predicted model, not a curated record
AUUGUUAGCGACACCGCCAGCUUAGUAGUAUCUUCAUAACAAACUCCUCUAGUUAUGAUAUUUAAACAUUAUCUCAUGAUAUCCAAAACAAAAAUCAACUAAAUCGUAAUAGAUCGCACUCACAGGUAUUUCUCAGCUUUUAAGAAAUCAUUGAGAAUUAAUAUGGAGGAUGUUAAUCACUUGGACGUUUCUAACACAACUGUUUUUAACAAGGUAAAUUCAAUUGCAGGGAAAUACACAGAAGAGGAAUCUUCAUCUAGUGAAACGUUUACUAAACAAACCUCAUUACACAAAGAUAUUCCUGAAUAUCGUUGUGAGAUUUGUAAGAAAACGUUCUCUUCAGAGCAUGAAGUGGUCACGCACAAAGAAAAACAUAACAAGGAAAAACCCUAUCACUGUGAGAUAUGUGGAAAAUAUUUUGUGUGUAACAGUCAUUUUACAAACCACAAGAGGAUACACACCGGAGAAAAACCGUUUCACUGUGAAAUAUGUGGAAAAUCUUUCACUCAGAAUUACCAUCUUGUGGUCCAUGUUCGUAGUCACACAGGAGAAAAACCUUAUCAUUGUGAAGUGUGUGGAAAAUCUUUUGUGGAUAACAGCAAUUUAACAAGACAUAAACGAAUACAUACUGGAGAAAACCCAUUUCACUGUGAUAUAUGCGGAAAAUCAUUCUCUGAUAAUUCUAAUAUUAUCGUUCACAAACGUAGACAUACAGGAGAACAGCCGUAUCACUGUGAAAUUUGUGGGAAAUCUUUUGUAAAUAACAGCGAUUUAAAAAGUCAUGAAAGAAUUCACAGCGGAGAGAAACCGUAUCACUGUGAAAUAUGUGGAAAAUCCUUCUCUGGAAGUUCCCAACUGGCAAUCCACAAACGUAGUCAUACAGGUGAAAAACCAUUUCAGUGUGAACUAUGUGACAAAUCGUUUCUCACUAACGGCUUGUUAAAAGCUCACCUGAAAAUACACACCGGAGAGAAAACUCACCACUGUGAAAUAUGCGGGAAAUCUUUUCUGAAAAAUCACGAUUUAAAACGUCACAGGCAGAUACACACCGGGGAAAAACCGUACCACUGCGAAGUAUGCGGCAAGUCUUUUUGUCAGAAAUCGGCUCUUACCCUCCAUAUGCAAAUUCACACAGGAGAAAAAUCUCAUCUGUGUGAAAUGUGUGGCAAGUCGUUCUCUCGGAAUUCUGACCUUAUAAGUCACAAACGUAGACACACUGGAGAAAAGCCUUGUUCCUGUGAAAUAUGCGGGAAAUCUUUUGUUAAUAACAGUGAUUUAAACAUGCACAAACGGGUUCAUACUGGAGAAAAGCCCUACUGUUGUGGAAUAUGUGAUAAAUCGUUUAUCACAAGAACUCUCUUAAAAAGACAUGAACUAAUACAUUCUAAAGGGAAGUCUUUGAGAUAUAAAAUAUGAGAAUUCCUUCUGCAAAUAUAAACUUGGUCUACAAUGAAUACUCGUUGGAAAACAUCUAUUGUGAUGAAAUACACUCAAAAUGAUUCUAAUUAAAUUCUCGUCUUGUUGUCUGCAAAUGUAGUCUUAAUCUCAUUUUGAGAGAAGUCUUUUCACUAAAAUAUCGAGGAAUUCCUUGUUUGUGAAUUAUAAACUUACAGUUUAUAAAUGAAGACACACUGGACAGAAAAACUAUAUUAAUAUGAAAUAUAUUAUGAUGAAUCAUUCUCCGAGCUCUAGUCUUGUAAUUCGCAUAUACUGUCUGGAGGAAGAUCUGUAGUCUGCUCAGCCAAAAACGAGUAUCGACUGAGUGAUGGUACAGUUCUUUGUCCAUCCAGUUGUCACAUCUAGGAUGUGACAUUAAGUCAAAGGAUGGUACGAGAGGGUCAAGAGUGUUGUGUGUAAAAAAACUUACAACUACAUAGGUGACUAAAACAAUGAAAAUAUGGUGUAUGUUAUGGAAUCCUGCUUGAAUGCUGGCUUUAAAAAUUCAGAAAUAUGAACAUUCAUAAAAAAUGGUUGAUAGUUGAAUUGCAAAGGCAGGCCAUGCACAUAGAAUGUCACCUAUACUCCUUUUUGAGAUUUGAAGAGUUAUUGGAUUGGCACAUAAUUAUUGCAGCUUUUUUUCAAAAAAAUUUAUGCAACAAAAACAUCUUUAAAUGAUGGUCUGACCGCCUGCCAAGCAAAUGGGAUGCAGUAAUUGAAGUAGAUAGUGAAUAUGCUCCAGAAUAAUCAUUUAAAGAUGUUUUUGUUGAAUAAAAUUUGUUGAAAAAAAGCUGCAAUAAUUAUGCACCAACCCAAUAGAAAAGAACCCCCAAUGAUGAAGACAAACUAAAUCAAGAUGCUUAUGACACAACUACAACCAUGUUUCACUGUAUAUUUAGCAUCUCAUAUUUUACAUGUGACACUGUUUAUAGUUAACUUUGGUUUCUACUGUAUGUAGGUUGGUGUCUUUAACCCCUUGGGUACCAAUCCACCUAAGUUCUAUGACACAAAUUUCCUAUUAUAAAGUGAUCUCAAAAAUCUUCCAUCAAAAUUCUGUUAAUUUGUGUUCCAAACAUUAGCAUUGUAACGACAAAAAUAUUUUACAAAAUUCUUCGUUAUUUUCUAAAUUAAUUGAAACAAAUGCAGUGUACUUCAACAGACAUGGUAACUAAAAAGGGUUAAACCAGAGCUAUCUAUUCUAAGAUAAAUUGCAAUUAUAGCCGACAUCAUUUGCUUUUCACUUAAACUUACCAAUUGUCUAGUUUCAAAUUAAUGGUUGAUGGCAAAAAGAAAAUAUAUUUUAUUCAUUUUCCUGCAACAAAUAUUCACUUACAUGGCUGUGUGUUAAAUAAGCUUGCUCCUCAAUCACAUGGUUUUAGAAUCAGUUGUUCCAUUGUAUGGCAAUUUCGGCAAGUAUCUUCCAUAGCCCUGAGCUACAAUAAAAUUUCAUGAAAUACAUUAAAUAACGACUAAUGUAUUUUCAAUAUCCUUUUCAGCUCUCUUAGUCAUUCCAUUUGAAAAUGAAUGAUUUCAGUCACUUUUGAACCCCACUCUUUCCAUAUUA